CAUUUACUUAUACAUACAUAUUUUUUCAGUUAUUUAAUGUUAUAUUUUCUGUGAUAAAAGUGUUAUUCAACAGAAGAAAAAUUUAACGAUGCCAAUCUUUGCUCUAGACGUAAAAACAGUGAAGUUAAUCACUACUACUCAAAUAAUAACUUCUGUUUAUACUGCAGUGAAAGAAUUAAUAGAAAAUGCACUUGAUACUAAUGCAGACAAUAUUGAAAUUAAUCUUGUAGAUAACGGUACCUCAUUAAUAGAAGUAAAGGAUAAUGGUUGUGGCAUAUCUAAAGAUGAUGCACUAUAUAUGUGUUUAUCGUCCUAUACAUCUAAAAUAUCUAGUUUUGAAGACCUAGAUGUAUUAUAUACAUUUGGAUUUCGCGGAGAGGCACUUAAUGCAUUGUGUGCAGUGGCAGAAGUUACCAUUAUAACAAAAACAAUGGAGGAUAUUGUUGGAACUUCCUAUACAAUGAACCAUGAUGGACAAAUCACACAACAUGAACCUUGUCAUAGAAGUACUGGCACCACAGUACAAGUAAGGAAUUUAUUUAAACAAAUACCUGUAAGGAGACAGAUGAUUACCAAUACAAGAAGAGCUAAUCAAACUAUUAAAUUAUUGGAAAUAUUGAUACAAAGCUUUAGUAUAUGCAAACCGAACGUAAGAAUUCAAUUCAGAGCAAAUAACAAUGUUAUAUUUACAAAGCCAAGUUUGAAUAAUAUCAAAGAAGCUGUGAAUUAUGUAUUUGGUAGAAAAAUUACAUCUAAUAUGGAAUGGAUUGAACCAAAAAAUAUAGAAUUUACUUUGCAAUUAAUGCUGCCUUCAAAACAAGUGCGGGAUUUAUCCGAAAUUUCUCAAUGUGGGUUACAGUAUAUUUUUGUUAAUAAUAGACCUGUUAAACAUAAAAAUCUUGAAAAGCAAACUAUGUAUUAUGUUUUAAUAUAUAUUUGUACAUAUCUCCUAUAAAUUCAUGCUUUUCAUAGAUCACAAUACAAUACAAAAAUUUACACUCUGUUCNUUAUGUUAGAACCAAUAAAUAUUGAUGUCAAUUUAGAACCAAAUAAAGAUGCAAUUCUUUUCAAAGAUCAGAAUAAUAUUCUUGAUACCAUAGAUAAAUGCAUAAGAACAUUCUAUGGGCUUAAAUUUGUGAAGACCAUUGAACAAAACGUAUCUGAUGACACAUCUACCUGUUAUGAAGAUCGUAUACUCAAUACUAGUGAGGAUUUUACGGAAACUGAAUGGUCUGCUUGUAAAAAACGAAAAAUGCAUAUUGAAGAGAAAAUUCAAGAGGAUAUAAUUAAAGAGAAAACAAUACUUAAGCAUAAUAAUAUUACCACAAAUGAGUGUGAAAAAACUUUUCAGGACAAACAACAGGAAAUUAAUCAGAUUUAUGAUCAGCAGCAUUAUAAAGAUGAAUUAGCUUUAAUAACUCACAUACAAUCACCGAACUUAAGUGAUUCUGAUUCAAAUGAUGCUUUUCCUGCUCCACCUUCAUUUAAUAGAUCAGUAGAAAAAGAACAUGAAACUUUGAGCCAAUUACCUGUAGUAGAUCUUGGUGAUGAUUUUGACUAUGUAGAAAAAAAUCCAGAAACUGGAGACUUAAAUAUUCUUACGAACGAAAAUAAGGAUAACACAAGUGAGAUACAGAAGAUGAAACAAAUAUCUUUAGAAGCGUGGAGCAAAGGACAUGUCCCUGGUCUCAAGGGUGGGACAGAUAUAAAAUCUGAUAUUGCUGUUGAAAGACGGUCAAAUGAUAAUUUCGUCAAGGAAAGUAAUGAGACAUUAGAGUCAAGUAAAAUACGUGUCGACCAUAAAGAGCUUAAAUUUUUAAAACAUGUUAGAUCGCAAGUCGUAAAAGAAAACCCUACAUUGACAACAGCUCAAACAGCCAAAAAAAUUACUGAAUUUUGGAAACAAUUAUCAUCCGAAGAGCGUGGUUAUUAUCGAGAUAUUACAGAAGAAGAAGAAAAAGAUGAAGUACGCGAGGCACGCCAAAAGUUUGAGGAGAAAACUGAAGUGAGUAAAAUAGACGCGGAGAAAAACAAAAAAAGGCUGUUACAGUUGUUUGAAAAAAUGAAUACAAAGAACGAGAAGAAAGAGAAAUUGAAGACAAGGACAAUAGUACCAUGGAACAUUGACAGGGAUAAAAUAAUAACGAGAUCAGAUUUUGAAAACAAUCAUGUAAUAGGCCGAUUGACAUCCAAUUUAUGGGUAGCUACAAUUUGUGAACAGAUAUGGGUUGUAGAUAUUACAAGCUUGAUAAAAGGCUUAAAAACGACCGAUGUUAACAUAGACAAGAUUGAUGCCAAAAGGAUUGAACAACUUCUCAAGCAAUGGCUAUUGAAACAAGAUGAUAUGUCAAUAAUGCAUUCAAUAUACGAAUUUUCAAAAAAUAUAUAGACCUAAUGCAACUGAUAUAAGAUGUCCCUUCUUAAAAAAUUGAACAAGCAUUUUAUAUAUUUUAACA
Molecule: messenger RNA, 2456 nt
Organism: Dinoponera quadriceps
Lineage: Eukaryota; Metazoa; Arthropoda; Insecta; Hymenoptera; Formicidae
Product: PMS1 protein homolog 1-like
Exons: 12
Biological process (GO): mismatch repair
Cellular component (GO): MutLalpha complex
Molecular function (GO): ATP hydrolysis activity; ATP binding; ATP-dependent DNA damage sensor activity
Source: RefSeq, a predicted model, not a curated record